Messenger RNA from Fusarium odoratissimum NRRL 54006, 17472 nucleotides. RefSeq lists its product as uncharacterized. Lineage: Eukaryota; Fungi; Ascomycota; Sordariomycetes; Hypocreales; Nectriaceae. The transcript has 2 exons. The record is from RefSeq and is a predicted model, not a curated record. Bases 487 to 14313 code for a protein of 4608 amino acids.
CCUGCCACUGAGCCUGCCACUGAGCCUGCCACUGAGCCCGUUGCUGAGCCCGCUGUUGAGCCCGCUGUUGAGCCUGUCACCGAAGCCACGAGUGAGACCGCACCUAAUUCUUCUACAAUUUCUGCAGAGGUUACCACAUUCAAGCAAUCCUUAACUUCCGAAGAAGAUGAAGCUGUUGGUGCUACUGACGAAGUCCUCGAGCCUAUUCUUGCAGACUUUUUGGUAGAGGAUAGCACCCGAGGACUCGCAGUUGGGUCCGCAGUUGAGGAUGUCACAGCACUGUCCCCAGAACUUUCGUCACAAGCAGUUGAGGAAACAGGCUCUGAGAUAGUUGAGCCUUCCAAUGUCCAGAACACCAAAACUGCUAUCGACACUACUUAUGAAAAUCCCGAAUUCACCAGCGCGCCGGACAGCAUAUUUGUCACAGAUCCCAUUGUUGAAGCAGUUUCAGUAAGCGAUUCCACGACGAAGUCCACCGCCCAGCCUAUGGACGAAAAGCGAACUACCGAUACUGCUCGCGACAUCAACACCGGGAUGACCAGCCCUAUUACCAAGCCUCAAUCCGUACCAGCUGUUGUUGCCCAUACUGAGCCUGCCACUGAAGACUCGCAAACACCGUUCGUAAAGCCUGAGGACACCGUUGCCCAGCGUGCAGAAAAUGAGAUUACCACCGAAGAGUGGUCAACCAUGAACGCAAAGGAUAGGAAAAACAUGAAGAAGAAGCUUAAGAAAAAGGGACUUGAACCGAUCAUUCAAGACUCAUUCAACAUUCUAGUCCCCACUGCUAGCAAGGAUGACCAUGCCGUCCCAGGCGACGAGGCUGCCGCAGUGAAUGAAGCGUCUGAAACAAAGCCGGCUAUGGUUGAACUCGAGCCCACCCACGAAUCUACACCUCAACCCUCUCAGGAUCCUUCUACCGACCCAUGCGCCACUGAAGCCGUGAAACCCCAAGAGCCUGAGGCUUCGCAUGAGGAACAGCAUACGAUCGCACAGUCUGAAGAGGCCCAGGAAGUCGUUGAGCAAAACAAACCAGUUGAUUCAAACUUAUUGGCGGACCGGGAAGCGGAAGAGCCACCAAGAGGGCUAGACAACGCCAUCGAAUCUGUGGUACCACUAAUAGAGCCUGAACCCGUAAUCGAAUCUUCUGUCAAUGCUCAAGCUACCGCGGAAUCGACCUCCAUCACUGCUUCGCCUAUUGCAGAAACGGCCCUUGAAGAGCAACUGGUGUCUCCAUCCAAGAGUAAGAAGAAAAAGAAGAAGAGCAAGAUGCAGCAGCCAUCCGAAGAGGAAGCAACUUCUGUAGAGCCAACAGUCACCGAGGUUGAAGGCGCAGGUCCAGCUGAAAUUUCUAAAGCUGAAAAAGAUGCGUUUGAUGCUUGGACGGAGCCAGUCGCGCCCACUGAACCUUCUGCUGAAUCAUCUGAAACAGUUGCUCAUGGUGACUCAGGUUCUAUGGUGGAACCACUCUCAGAGUUCCCUGUUGAGCCUGUCGAUGCAGAUGCAUUCGAUGCCUGGGCCCAACCAGAUACCAUGGCUGAAAGCGUAGAUGCUCUAGAGAAGACACUGGAUAAAUCUACGAAAACUUCUGACCCGGCUUCCGAAACUCCGAUUGUAUCAACACAGGGUGACAGCGCCGCUACGCCCAAGUCGAAGAAGAAGAAAAAGAAGAAGAAGGGCGCCAGAGCCGAUGAUGAGCCAGUGGUGGAGAAACAAGACAUGCCUCAAAUAGGGGAACCUCUUCAAGUUGAGGACACUGGAGACAAUGAAGCGAUUAAGGAUACCAACAAAAGCUUGAUAGAAGAGCCGCCCGUUCUGGUAGCUGAGCCCGCCGAUGUUACUCAAGACGAUGAGGCUCCGGACUCACAGCCUGUUUUGUUAUCCAAAAAUAAUGAUCAAGUUCUUGAUCGUGAAAAGGCUUCUCCAGUUGAGGCUCCCGAGCCUGACGAUCCUGAGUCCAAAGAUGAUGUCGACUAUCAUCCGACCGCUCGUGAUUCCCACACUUCCGCCAAAGAUGCACGAAAAGAUAGACAAAGCCAAGGAUACUUCCCAUCUGCUCUUCGUGCACUCCCCGCCACGGCUGGAAUUUCCGCUUUCAAGAGGAUGUGGGGAUUCCGGGACCAAGCGCAGACACAAAAUAAAUCGGGCGAACCUGAACCUGAUGCUCAGACCCAGCCUGAUGCAGUAAGUGCUGAUAAGUCAGCGGCAACAGACACUAGGUCUGAUAUUAUUACACCGAAACUCGAUCGUGACGCUCCCAGGGAUAAAGAGACUACUAGCGUAAGCGCUGAAAACCCAGAAGUUGCCGACAUCGAGCCAGACAUUCCCGCUGCUGAGACCGCUCCCGAUACGCAUGCCAACAAAGCGGCUCACACCACAUUAGAAGCCCAGAUUUCGGAACCACUCUUCUCUCAAGGAGAUGCGCCGGCAGACGAAUCUCAAGGAACUUCUUUUGGACUGGAACCUUCUCAAGUUGACGAAUCAGUCAAAGCCACAGGGGAUGCUAACCGCGACAUUCUUGCUGAGGAUGAAGUGACUACCACCAUGGACAGACAGCUCACCGAGACAGCCCCGAUCUCGGUUGUUGAGGAGGAAUCCGCCGAAAGGUUAAAAGAUAAUGGCAUAAGUCAUCCGGCAACAAGCGUGGUGGAGGCAACAGGGGCUACUGAAGUCAAGUCCGACGAAAUCAAACAAGAAGACUCCUCGACAAUAACUACGGCUGAUGAUAAGUCCCCGGCACAUGAAUCCACUGAGGCUACGUACAAGGACUCAACAAUACCAGCUCAGGCUGAUCUUGGCCAGCUUGUCAAAGAAGAGCCUAUUAAUCCAGUUGAGGAUGAGGACGUGAGACUUGUUGAAGCAGGCUCAGAAUUGAGCACAAAGCCUGUCGAAGCCAGCACUGAAGAAGUGUCCAAAGAAGAUGCCAGCAAGACAACUGGAGGAGACAGUGCGAAGUCCAGUGUGGAAGCAACUGGCGAAAAUAACGAAGCCGACGCAACGGGAUUGAAGAAGAAGGCCAAGAAGAACAAGAAGAAAAAGAAGAACCAACCUAGCCAGGAUGAGGCUCCCGAGGAGGAGACCAAAGAUACUACUACGCACGUUGAAAUCAGCCAGGACGUAUCAGGUGCCGAAACAGCAGUAGUGCCUGGCAGAAAUAAUCUUGACAUUCUGGUGCCAGAUCCCAUGGUUGAAUCUUCUGACUCUGUUGUUGAGAAUGCUCUCCUCGACCAGAAGCCUGAUGACGAGUCGACACAUGGCGUACUAGACGAACCAGAAGCCAAGGACCAACCACCGUCUGAUGAUAGGCCAGUUGAGAACGAACCUCAAGAGCAGUCACCGUUGGAUACUGCUUCAGUGGCACCGCAAACCAGUGAACGGUUGCAGACUGAUGAUCAGGUGUCUGAGCAUGGGCAUAAGGAACGGCUGCCGAGUGACGCUGAGCCGACUGAACCUGAAAUCAAAGAACGAUCACAGAUUGAUGACCACUCAGCGGAGCAUCACGUUCCGGAUCAAUCUGGGAUCGGAAAAGAGCCAGUGAAGCCUAAGGUCGAAGAACUGGCGCACAUCAAUGACGAACCACCUAAAUCUGAGCUGAAGGAACAGCUUCAAGCCGAUGGCCAGUCAUCUCAGCCUGGAGCUGAAGAACAGCCCCAAAUGGGUGAUGAAUCGUCCGAGGCUGUGUCUAAGGAACGCUCGCAGACCUAUCUCCUAAUGGGGCCCGAUACCGAAGAACAGGCACCCACAUUUGGCAACUCAACUGUCCCUGAUAUCAGGGAUGAAUCACAAACAGCAGACGUGUCAGCUGGGCCUGAAAUAAGAGGCGAGGCACAGAGCGAAAAGCCAGUGAACGAACAUUCACUAGAUGAGCUACCACCGGCCGCAGAUGAUGUUUCCCCUCAACUUGCUCUUGAUGAAGCCCUGCCUCCAGAGAGACCAGAUGCUGAUCCUCUAGAGGUGGAAGCCGCCAAGGAAGAACCCUCACUCGCAGUUGGGAGCUUUGAGGCAGAGAGCGAGAAGGCAGAGAUCGAAGCUCUCCUGGAGAAGAGAGAGAGGAGAAAAGGGCGUCUUUUGAAGAAGGAUCAAAUACGUCUUGCUGCCCUUGAAGAGAGUGCCGCUCGAAGAUUAGCGGCACCAGUUGUCCCUGAAGUCGAAGAGCAAGUUUCUGAGAAACCGAUGGACCUCAGCAAUACUGAAGGACCCGCCCAGGAGUCUGAAACAAUCGACACAUCAAAGAAGGCCGAGGGCACUCUAGACAAUGACAAACAUCACCCAAGUGAGGAAGUGCCUACCGCCAGGCCUCCGGAUGUCAGUGAAGUCCGCGCCAAUGAAGUUUCGACUGAAAGUGAGACUCAUGAUGUUGGACAACCGACCGAGACCACCGAGGCGGCAAUGUCCCUGCCGGUUGUAGAAGGGACCGAGGAAAACAUUGAUGUUAUUGACACGGUUGUGACUGCCGAGCCUCAAGAUGCUAUAGAAGCUCCUGAAGGCGAAACUUCAGAGCUGGCGAGCAGCAAGAAGUCAAAGAAAAAGAAGAAGAAAUCGGUAUCUCUUGUUGAGAACGAGGAAGUUCAAGGUGCAGCAACACAGAACAGCGAACCGCCUGUUAUAGUAUCCGAGCCCGUGCGUCUCGAUGAGUCUACAGCCAGCGUCAACGAAGUACCGGUUGCGGAACCAGUUGCCAAGGAGGCGUCAAUUGAAGUGCCACCAAAGGAUGCCGAACAGCCUGACAUCCCUGCUGUGAGCCAUCCCUUGGAGCCUGCAAACGAGAGAACGGCCAUUGAAAGCCACCCUGAAGCAAAUUCGGCUGCUAUUGUGGAAGAGGCCGAGCCAGAGACCUCAUCCGAUAAGAAGAGCAAGAAAAAGAAGAAAAAGAAGAAGAAUGCCUCUUCUGACGAGCCAGAGAAGCAGCCUGAAGCCGAAUCCACACUCCAAGAACCUCCUGAGUCUGAUACAGCCAAGAACUCUGCCUCGCAAGAAGCAGAGUCCGACGUUGCCCAGACUGCAGAGUCAAGUGGCAUUGAGCCUACAGAAACGCCUGUCCAUCAAGAUGAGCUGUCGCCUCCCAUGGAAUCGAAAGUGAUAAACACUGUCGAGACUACCCCAUUAGAUGAUGAGCAGACACAGCCAGCUGAUGCCAAGACCACCGUAGAAACCCCUUCUGUCCAGGAACCAACACCAGCCACCGACAGGCCUGAUAUUGUAGCACUCGAUGAACCUCCCUCCGAAAAUCCUCCCAAAGUCGAGGAACCCGAUUCACCGGCGAAACUGUCAAAGAAGGACAAGAAGAAGAAGAAGAAGGCCGAAAAGAAGAAGGCUGCUCUUGAAGAAACCCAGGAAACUGAAACUGAGCCUGGCCUUGCUGCCUCUUCUCAGGAUGCUGACGUUUCGGUCGAUACUGGAAUCAAUGCCCCAGCCGAAAAUCCUCAAGCCGCGCACGAUGAGACCCCUAAGCAGACCGAUGAAAACGAGACAUCUGACACAGCGGUUCCUUUGGAGGAUAAAAUAACUCCUUCAGCCGAUCAUAUCAAUGUACCAGAUACCGGUAAUUCCGGAGAGCUUCCAAGCGAAGAACCAGCUGGUCCUGAAGACGAGCGGGGUGGGUUUAGCCUCAGUCAAUCCCAGACCGACCAAAAGAAGAAGGCUAAAGACAACGAUUUUGAAAUCCUGCAGGACCCCGAGACCAACCGUCCAACGGAGCCGGAGACGAUUCCGGAUCCGGAAAAGCAGGACGUCGCCGCCGCCGCCGUGGAUAAGGCCCAGAGCAAAGGAUCUACAGAGGGUACAAAACGGAAGGAGGACACGAGCAUAGCUGGCGAUCUUGAAGCCUCUGUCGGGUCCGGGACGAAGCUGGAGCCGGAAUCGGAACCGGGACAGGAACUAGAAGACAAUAAGGAAUUUGCAGGCUUGUCAAAAAAACAGAUCAAGAAGUUGAAGAAAGUCAAGGCUCUGGCUGCCUUGGACUCCUCAUCCAAACCACAGACGCCCAAGGAAACCGGAGCCUCUGAAGAGGUACCAUCGGAACCAUCGGCUGAAACUGGAUUGGAAUCUGAACCAAAGCCCCAGGUUCAAUCCGAACCUGUUGCACAAAGCUCUACCGAGGCAGAUCCAGAGCCUGACUUUAAGAAUGAGAAAGAAGGACUCCCGGAGAUUGAGGAGAUUGUACCUAUAAUUGAGCCCGUCAUUGAAGCUGAAUCUGAGUCCAAAAAUGAGACUCAAUCUCUGGACAACACCAAUAUUCACUCUCCGACUGGACAAGCUAUUGCCAAGCCUGAAGCUGAUGCCGGCAUUCAGGGAUCACACCUUGAGUCUAAGCAACAGACAGCCCCUGGACAGGAUAUCAUUGUUCCUGCGCCGGAGGUUGAUACUGAGGAUCAAGUCGCUAAUUUUGGUAAAGGCCCAAUUACUAAUAGUGCAAUUGAGCAGAAGAGCGUGGUGGAAAUUGAUGCUUCAUUAGAAUCUUGGGCUCUACCAAGACAGACACUCAAAGAACAUGUUGAAACGAUUGAGGUCUGUGGCUCAAAAUUUGAGGCGGGAAAAGAGGCCGAUGUCGCAGCCAAGCCAAAUCUCACGGAAGAGCUCAUUCAAGAUCCCUCGCUCUCUUUCGGAAUAAAGAAUGAUACGACAGACAGCACAUAUGUCAGCCUAUCUGAGGAAGCUGCUGCUUCCACGGUGCUCGAGUCUUCUUUGUUAAAUGAGAAUAUAUCGACAGGCGCACCUCUCGGAUCUGCGGAUGAAAUUGCCCCUGGACAAGCGACUGAUGAUAAUAUUGAGUCUAUUCCGCAGCUUUCUGGAGCUUCUGCAAACCCCUAUUCGGAGCUCGACUCCGUCAGUGGAAACACUGAUGUUCUACAUGGUCUCAAAGAAGGCAAACCAGAUCAUAACCGGGAACCCAGUGUCACAAACACAGCUGCUUCUGAUACCGUUGCCUAUGAUGUCUUCACCUCCUCACCACAGCAGAUUGCAACGAAGGCAGUUGAACAACCCCCCCUGGGCAUAGAGUCUUUCGAGGACCACCCUUCACCGCCAGACACCACUGAACAAGCGUCAGAUAUUCCCGCCCAGCCCAAGUUGCCGAACUCAACCUCUCAACAGGCUCAUGAACAGUCGCAUACUCCACCUAUCCCGCUCACCGUUCAAAAGGUUACCGAUGCUUCCAGUCCAGAGAGAGCACCUACAGCUACUUCUUUCUUUUUAGAGAAUUCAGCAGACCCUGACCACGGCAUGACUGAGGCCUUUGAAAGUUUGUCUCCAGCAGAGAAAAAGAAGUUGAAGAAAAAGAAAAAGAAUAAGAACAAGCAGGAGGCUCUCAAUGAAAAUGUCGAUCAGGUGGAGGAGCCAAGCAAACCCGCUGACGUCGACAUCGCUCCAAACCUCGCAGUCGUUCAUGAAUUGAUGACACCUGCAAAUCCUCCAGCAAACUCCGUAAUUACUGCUGCAUCCACGUCUGACCCAAGGGCAGGCUUGGGAGCCUCUGAUUCCCCUGUAUCUGCCGCAGAAUCCAAAUCAAUGAUCCCUCUUCAGAUUGCUGUCGACAUAGAAAAUGAGGAACAAGAUCAAUUUACGAAGGAGAGGACAACAAAACCCUCUUCCGAAUCUCAACAUGAAGAAUCUUCUUCUGCACCAUCUCAUGAGCUUGCUAUUUCUCAUCGCAAACUCAAAUCAUUGGAUAGUGUAGGCGUCCAAGAUUCCGAACCAGUCAAUGAGGCCGAUGAGAACCAAGUGGCCGAGGGUCUCGCGACGGCGAAUCCACGGUCUCGACAAAUACCAGGGUCGAUUUCGCCUGAUUCUCCAAACCAGCGGAUGGACACUACAGGUGAUGAGCAUCCUCAUUCCUCAGGCCCUCGGCAAGCUGAGAAUGAGUUUACCGCCGAGGAGUGGGCAGCCAUUCCUUCUAAGGACAGGAAGAAGAUGAAAAAGAAGUUAAGAAAGAUGGGUCUCGACCCAAUCAUUCAGCCUUCUUUUGAACCGACUCACUCAAUUAGCAAACCUCUGCCCGAACUUGUGUCCGAAACUAGCCCUCCUAUAUCUCAAAUCGAAUCAGUUAGUGACAAUAGUGGUGGACAACUUGCGCAAGAUCUGGAGGCGCCAAGGACAUCUACUAGUAAAGACAAUGUUGGGAAGAAAACGACCUUCGAGGUUCGCAAUGAUGGCAUCCACAAGGGCUUUCUCGCAGACGCAGCACCUGCACCUGAGACACGAUCAAUCCGCGAGACUGAGCUAGAUCAACAAAAGCCGCUGGAUGGUGAUACUAGACCUUCUCCGAUGCAACAAACCAAGAGGGAACCGAGCAGCGACACAAAGACGGACGACGAAGUUCAGGCUUUGACCGAGACACAAAUCAUAGCAGAGACACCCGUGUUUUCUGGAAAGGAUCAACACGCGUCUAAUAUGCAGGAAGACGUUCAUGGCUCUCUGCUGACUGAGAAUGCAAACAAACAGGAGCCGGGAAGCGAUGGCGUGCCAAUUCCAUCAACUAUCGCGUCAAAAUGGGAAUCACCGCCGCAGAGCAAGCCGAAUCAAGAAGUGAAAACAGAGCAGCUCACUAGCCAAACACCUCCAGAUUUGGAGCACUCGUCCAAAGAUAUUCCAGAGAUCGAUGCGGGUCUUGUCAGCGCUAGAUGUGCCGUAGAGACGCUGUCACAACAGGAAACACGUGAAGCCAGUGAUGAAGUGGCACCAGUUCUAGCAUCUGACUUUUUGCCAGAGGAGACCAAGGAAACCAGGGAACACGAUGAGCCUGCCCUUGUUCCAGCAGAGAGUUUCGUCUACAGCGAUGAGCCAGCCAAUUCUACUAGGGCUGAGACGGACCACGAAGCUUGCCUUCUUUCUGCUGAGCUUGUUCAAAAGCAUCGAAUAGACGGCAGGUCCUGGGACAAGUAUAGUGCGGUUACAUUCGCUCCAUCAACAGAUCACUCCCCAACCAUGAUCGACCAUCCAGCACCUGACGUUCCACAAGAACCCCCCAAACAAGCAAUGAGCUUUGAUUUGGCUGAACUUAGUAACGCUGAUAACUCAGUUGAGGUUUCCAGGUCCCAUCUGGACACAGAAGGAAACUCUGGCCUACGAGUCGUUUCUGUCAAAGAGUCUGAUGAAUCUAUGCACACAGGCACACUCACAACCUUGAAGGACCUGGAGUUUGAGUCAACAGAACCUCGGCACGAUGCCACAACGCGAUCAGCGACAGAUAUCCCUGAUUCAAGAAACGACACCUUAGAUGUUUCUCCAUUUGAUGCACAAGCUGAGCUGUUCCAGGAAGAUCUUGUCGGUAUCAGGCCAGGCGAUGAGAAUGCCAUACUCCCAGAGAAGGAAGAACAGAAGAAGCAGCCGAAGCCGAAUUCAAACACUGCUCCUCUCGUACUAAGCGAUGUCAACAAAAACUGUGCAGUCUUGGACGAUGCCCAAACACAACAGGAAAUUCAAAACCAGCCAACGCCUGCUGAUGCAAUGUUGAACGAUCCUCAUGAAACCCAGCCAGGAACCGGACUUCCAACCACUGACCAGGUUGGGAUUGAUAACAGAGCAGCACUAGCCAAGUCGGGCGAUGCCUUCCCGGAGCCAGAACCACCAUACGGGGUAAAGCCUAUGACAGCCGCAACUGAGAUCGAGAGUAACUGUCACCCCGCUGUGCCUGACGAAUCAAAUGUACCAUCAAACCAAGUUGAGGAAGCUGCUCAGAUGGAAGACUCAACCACACCGCAUUUCCAGAAUGACAAGAACAUAAAGACGGGCUACGCUUCUGAGACGUUAACCACAGAAGAGAAAGCUUCCCCAGAGCUAGCAAGCCGGACGCGCACCGAGUUCCCCCGAGCUUCUGACAGCAAGUCGACUCUGGAUGAUUCAAAACUUGAUAGGGCCCAGGAAGUUAUGCCAAACCUCUCACUUGUGCCCGAGGUCCCGGGGACCGAUCAGGCACCGCAUCAGGCCACAGAAGGAAAGCAACACCUUGAAAACAAGUACAGGGACAACCCUGUUGUUGAUUUAACUGUCGCCGAGAAGGAAGAAGCGGAUGUCCUCCUUCAAGAUUUUGGUACUGGAAACUCCACUGUCAAAACUGCACAAAGUCCCCCAACAUCGACAGGCGAAUCAUCUGCUUUUAGCAAAGGCGGGCCGUCGCUGGCGCAGGUUGAGGCAAAUGCAUCUGUUGGGCCCUCGCCAAGACAGCUCACUGAACCUUCACCUGCUGCCGCAGAAGAUCCGCUCGUAAAGUUGGCCCAAAAGAAAAAGAAGCAGAAGCAAACGGAUCAUGGAUCUAUCGAAGCAGCAAGAGAAAGGAAUCAAGGAAUGCUAUCUAAUCAAGUUGUUUCUGGCGAUCCUGUCAAUAACUACCUUCUCUCAGAACCGAAUGCCCCAGUUUCCAAAGAGCUUGCGACAACGGAAGUGUUAGAUGAUUUACAGCCAAUACUGGUCAAGACGGAACCUGGGAAUAAAGAAGAAACAGACAAGCCGCCACAGGACGGUGACCUAAUCCAUGCCAAGCCUUUUCAGCCCGAAUUGGUAAUCGAAAGUCAGCCAGAUACAGCCGUUCAAGUUGCAUCAGGUCCUGGAACAAGUGAUAUCGCUCCCGCUCCGACAAAAGAUGGUCACAUAGCCCCAGAAUCCCCUGUGGCAACUCCCACCCUGCGACAUAUCCCCGCAACUACACUUGUACAUGAUACAGUGGACGAGGAUACGGAGAUGACGCCAGCUUCCACGAGUCAUUCCAUUACGGCUUGGUCGGAGGAGAUAAAAUCGAGUGGAGAUGUACGCUCUAGAGACAUGACCUCUGAAGAGAGAAGCAGUCACUCCAAUGGGCCAUCAAGUUUGACUGCGACAGCGACAGAGCUGCGUGACAUCAAAUCUAUUGACAAGUUGUCGAAGAAACAAAUGAAGAAAGCCCGGAAGUUAGGCUUGGAAGCGAGAUCCUCUGGACCAUCAGUCUCAUCGGAACAUGCAUCUGCCAUUGAUCGAGAUGCUCAGUUUUCACUUGCAAAUGAGGCAACACAGCUGAAAGAGACUGACAGAUCAUCACCACAACAAAACUUCGAUGCAAAAGAGGGAAAGAGGACCCUAAGAGAAUCCGAGUCGACUUCCAUAUUUCCGAAAGGAUCUCCUGAUGCGAGCCCACAAGCCGUAAAAGAACCUACGGGUCAGCCUCCAGAGGCUACAGUCGCCACCUCGGACGUUUCGAAAGAUGAACCAGACCUGCAUAAAUCCAGCAAGCCCAGUACAUCGACAUUUGCUGGAAUGAUUGCAGCCACUGCCGCAACGUUCAGCUCUGCCAUGUUCGGGGACUGGACAGAAGGCGACAAGAGUAAAGGCGCAAGACAAGAAGAAAAGAAACCCAAAAGCAGGGAUGAGACAGUGGAAGAAAGGAACAAGGAACCGCAAAAUGAUGUGGAAGCAGCAACAAAAGGCUCAAAUGACACCAAAUUAACUGCGAAAGAUAUUGACAAAAGGACACAGGGAGAAACCCCGACGCACCGAGAAGUCCAGGAUGCGAGGAGGAAGAAACCAGAAAGAAACUUCGCUAGUGGUAGUGCUGACCACAAGGAAAGGCAUCGUGACACUGUUACAGAUGCUAAAGACAAAAGCGAACUGGCAGAGAGAAAACCAAAAGCUUCAAGAAAGACAAACAAUGCCACAUCGUCUGUUCAUGAGAUGUUGUUCGAUGCGCCAGGAAAGAGUAGGCGCUCGGAGAGCUACGGGGGAACAUCGGAAGUUCGUGGCACAUCUGAAGGUUCUUCAACAAACCCGAAGAAAGAGCGCAAAUCAACUUCGCGGCAGUUAUAUGCAGAAACGUCAGACACGAUGGAAAGUCCGGUGCUUGGCAAAGGAGAGUUGGAGCUGUUGAGAAGCUCCCCCCAGCCUCUUCUUCGUCGUGGAUCUGACGUUGAGGAGCCUAAAAGCGGUCUGUUACGAGAGGACAGCAAGACAUUUACACCACAGGUGGGAUCGGAAUCGGACAUUAGUGAUCUACGACGAUCACCAAGCAGACUCUUGGAGCCAGUCCCAGAGGUUCCCGAGGCCGAAGUUGAGCCAGCCAAGGAUGCAUUCUCAACACCAAAAGCCAAACGCGACAGCGCUCCUGUUGGUGAAGCAUUGAGCUUCCAGAGACGAAGUAGACGCUUGAGUGAAGAGGCACAUCGUGACAGCGGAUUUGGAGGGGAGGUAGCAACUCUAAGGCGAAGCAAACCUGCUAGUCAAGAGGCUUCACGCGACAGUGGAGUGCAUACCGAAGACUGGGCUGAAAGGGAAAGUCAGAUACAGCCAGUUGCAGACCGCGCGGUCUUGCAAACUCCCGAUCCACCGAGCGAGCGAAGACUUCGUCGAUCUCCGCGAGGCACACCGGUGUUGCGAGAGCCUGCAGUACCUGGACCAACACCGGAGCCAGAAAAGAAGAAACAAUAUGGGGCUCUAACUCCAGCUGGCACGGCAGUCGCCGCCGCUGCAGCGGGUGCGGGCUUAGCGGCAGCCCUACGAGGACGUGAGCCUUCAACACCAAUUCCAAUUCCGACUACGAAUUCCAACCCGAUUUCAUCAUCAGUUUCUGGUCAGAGAAGCGCUUCAGACAAUGCCACUCCUUCUCGUCGGUCAACACCUCGUCUCGAGGGUUCCGGACGUCGAACUGUCUCUAACACCAGCCUCUCUCGGCGUCGGACCCCGGAGCCGCUUAAGUUGAGGCCUGAUAGCCCAGGCAUCAACCGCUCGUCAGGCACCCCCACACCACCGCUCCGCCGUGUUGACAAGCGAAUGAGCAGUGAUUUGCGGGCUCUACGUCAACAAAACACCACCGCCGCCGCACCCAUCAGUUCCACGCCUGUCGCAAAUGAGGGUCGCGCCCGUGCCAAGGACAUGGCCGACGUCUAUGAUGGCUUCGGUGAGGGUCGCAUCGGCUCACCCCGAUCACCAACCCGGCCACACAGCAUGCGCCGCCGACAAAGCAUGCAGGUUCUCGAACUCGAGAAUAAGGUCGAGCAGCUAAUGGCCGAGAACCGAAUGCUCACAGAAGCCCGCGCUAUGGCUGAGACGAGCCUUAGUCAACGAGCUGCCAGCAGUUUAGCCGAUCGCGAUGUCGAAAUCGACAAUCUCAAGCAGUCAUUACAAUUUCUUCAGAACGAAGUCUCUAGACUUACAGAAGUUAACGACGGUCUUGCAAGCGCCAACGCCGAGCUUGCAAGCAAAGACAAUGGCCGUGUAACUGAUCUUGAGAGUCGCAAUGCCGCUGUCGCGCGUGAGCUAGAAGAAGCUCGACGCGAGAAAGGCAACACUGAACAGUCUCUUGAAGCAAAGGACGCAGAAAUUGCCGAGCUUCGCGCCAAACUUGAUUCUGCCAAAGAGAAAAUCCGUGACCUUCAGCGCCAGAUUUUAGAAGCCAAGGCUGGCGACGACCAUUUUCUCAACAUCCGCGAUGAGGAUCAUUUCGACCAUCGUUGCCAGCAACUUUGUUCCCAUGUUCAGCAAUGGGUGCUUCGGUUCUCCAAAUUCUCUGAUAUGCGCGCCUGCCGCUUAACAAGCGAGAUAAAUGAUGAGAAGACAAUUGAUCGACUCGACAACGCCGUACUUGAUGGAUCCGACGUCGACGUUUAUCUCCGGGACCGUGUGAAGAGACGCGAUAUCUUCAUGUCCAUGACCAUGAACAUGGUUUGGGAAUUUGUCUUUACUCGCUAUCUUUUUGGCAUGGACAGAGAGCAGAGACAGAAGCUUAAGUCACUGGAGAAGCUGCUGACCGAAGUCGGCCCUAUCGAAGCGGUACGCCAAUGGCGCGCCGUUACCUUGACUUUACUGGCGAAGCGCGAAAGUUUCAAGCGUCAACGUGAUCUGGAUACAGAGGCUGUUGUUCAGGCCAUCUUCCAAACACUGUGUAAGAUCCUCCCACCACCGUCGAACUUGGAAGAUCAAAUUCAAUCUCAGCUACGACGUGUCAUGAGAGAGGCCGUUGGUCUCUCGAUCGAGAUGCGGACGCAAAAAGCUGAAUAUAUGAUGCUGCCGCCUUUGCGCCCUGAAUACGACGCGGACGGUGAACUUACCGCGACAGUUCAAUUCAACGCAUCAAUGAUGAACGAACGAAGCGGCAGCAUUACAACCUCAAAUGAAGACCUUGAGGCACAAGGUGCCAUUGUUCGGGUUGUGCUUUUCCCACUUGUCGUCAAAAAGGGAGAUGAUAAUGGCAAGGGCGACGAAGAGAUAGUGGUAUGCCCUGCACAGGUUCUUGUGCCCCGCUCCAAGGGUCUGUUCGGUGGCGCAAGUGAUGGUGGGAGCACUUCUAUCGGCGCUCGGAGUCAUAUUAGUCUUGUGACUGAGACAAUGGGUCAAACUGAGGUAGAUUAUGUAGAUUAAGGGAUACAGGAUAUGGGAAGAUACCACUUGGGAAAAGGAUAUAGGCGGUGUUUUGGGCUUUGGAAUUCUGGGGACAAACGCAAUACUAGCGAGGAUUUUCUUUGUUUGUUUCUGGUCUGGGCAUGAAAGGGGAAAGGGUCUCACGUUCUCAGUUUUAUGUUUUAUGUUUUGCUCUCCCUAUCUCCUUUUCACGUCAUGUAUGGGUUGAUCAAGGGCGGUUCAAUCUUCUUCGAUUUCACACGUCUUAUGAUAUUUUCUUGCUUUUCUUGUGCUAUUUAUUUGUGUCUGUAAUGACAUUUAAUGUAUGGACGCCGGAGAUUUGCAGUAUCUAUUGAAUUCCAGCUGUAAAUUAGAUUUGAUAAUGACACGGUCUCAUGAUUUCUUCGUCAAUAGUCUGAUACGUCUUUUGAUUUGUUCUUGCAAGUUGCCUUGCAUCACAUCAAUCCAAAUUAUCUAUUAUCCCUAAAAAGAUUGUCAGGCAUGCGUAUCAAAAGCUGUCUACUGCCGCAUAGGCGAUUCUAUGUUCGUAUUCGUUCCUUUAUUCUUCGGGCCUAUGGGUUCUGCCAAGUUCCACAUGGACCUAUGUUCACGAGGCGCUCAGCGUUUUUAAACUUUUCUCAUCAAAAUUGAUGGAAUACUCUUUCUUCUUCUCUCCUUGGGGUAUUAUAUGUUAACAAGAACCACAUCAUGCAUUACCUAAAAGCUUGAACCUAUCGCGGAGUUGGCCUCUGCCUUUCGUCGUUGAGCCUUCAUGAUAGAUUCCAAAGUACGGUCAUCUUCCACCCUGUUGUCCUCGUCUUCUCGUGUUUCCUUGCUCUCGAUGUCGUACCUAACUCGUCCGAUGGGUGGCAGGGUCUGCUCCCAUGCUUGUCGAAGGGGUCUUUUCAGGCUCUCUUCCAGAGUUAGUUGCAUUGAAUCUUCUAGGAGCUCCUUGGUCGGUUCUUCUGAUUUGAAAUGCGCCUUCCUCGUUGGCGCUGGCAUUCGUGGCAUCUCCCCUCUUCUACGCCUGUUGGUCCAUCUCCACCCAUCAAGUGAGACGGCAACCUUUGCUGCCUGCUCUUUUCCAUAGAAAUGCCUAAUCUUUUUGACCAAAUAUCGAAGCCGUGUCUUGCGGCCCAUCUUACCCUCCUCGAGAUCUUGAAGCAGAAUCUCAGCUAGAAUUUGUAUCGCGGGCUGUGACAUGUGCUGUCCAGUCCUUUUGCCCCAAUUGAUUGCGGUCUCGAUAUAUCUUAGGCGCUGUCGGGUUGUCAGGCCGGGUUUCUUCAUGUAGAACUGACAUAUCUCUUCCAGGAAGUCCAUCAUAAACACAAGAUUCCGUACGAUGGGGGCUUUCAGCCGGGUAGCAGUCUUUGAUGAGCAAAAUUCAGCGAUCUGCCAGAUGAGGUCCGGUGGUAGGUCCGGAUGCGUUACUAUGGCUUCUGCAUGUCGUGCCCACAUGUACCAAGGGAAUUUAUGCUUAACUGACGCUCCUGCGUUAUAUGAUUCCCAAAGCAUGACGGCACAAUACGGGUCUUUCUCCAUCUUCAUCAUAUCUUUUAUAAUCCCAUGAUGAUCGCUCACCAGUCGAAUCGACUUGAUCAAUGUAUCAAGGCGUCCAAAGGUUUCACUGGUAUGUGUAAGCGCCCUCAAGUUCGCUAUGCGUUUCUUGGUUUCUCUAUGACGAGAGUCCUGAAGCAUUGCUGCCCAGCAGUGUAACUGUGUAGGCCCGGUAAUCCAUUUGUAUAAUUGCUCAGGCCGUAUUCCUCCCUGCGUCGUGCUCAUAAGACGAAUAGCCAUGAAUUGCCAAACUUCUGAUUCUGCCCAAUCUUGCAUGUUGUGAACAUUGCCUGCGAGGGUAGAGAAUUCAUCUGCCUUGAGACCUGGAACUGCCGCCAAUUUCAACAAUAGCUGAAAAGCUAACGUACGUUGGUCUGUGGUCUCAUCGACGAACUGGAAGCAAUGUUUGGUCAAAGCUUCAAAUGUCUCCAUUCGCGUCAGACCUCGGGCAGAAAUUAAUCGAGUCAAUUGCAUACUGCGGCGCAAGAGGCGGAAUGAUAUAGGUCGUGUAGGAUAUUGUUCGCCCUGUGCCAUUUCCAGUCGGUUAUGGUUAUGCAUUAGGUCGAGGUAGUCACAUGUAUCUAGUUGUAUUUUUUCGUAUAGGGCAAUCAAUCUCAGUAGCUCCUCAAGGCAAUGGAACGUAGAGGGCUGGGGUGCCAUUUGCAAUAUUGUUUUGAGGCACUGGUGCCAAAUAUGGCUCCCAUACAAAUCUCCAGUUGAGGUGGUCCGGGUACGAUACAUAGCGUGGAUUAUGUAGACCCAUUGUUUGGCAACCCUAUUAUCAAGGACUUUGGCCGGCGCUCGUUGCCUGAGAUGGUCGUCGAAUGGAUCGAGAGCCCGGAUAAGGUCGUCGUUGGAAAUCGUCCUUUCCUCGACCAUCUUCAAGAUUUGAAGAACAUAAGGCUCGCAUAUCUUCUUCAGUGCUUUUUCGUCUUCGAACUUGUAAAAUUUGGCGAGUCGCUCGUUCAUAUCACCCCGGGCCUGUUCUAUUGAUGUGAGAGUUACUGCCGCGGGCACCAGAUCCGCCUCCACCGGUGGUGGUGUAGCAGCUGCAAGGUUGGUAUUUUUUUCGUGUCCCAUGUCCUCGAGGUUCCUGAGAAAGCGCUCGAACAGACCAAUCCUUUUUUUAUGACGGUCAUUCGGUGCAACAGGAGCCUCCCAGGUCCACUCGCCGAGAUUAACGGGCACUUCGAUCCUCCAAGGAAAGGGUGAAGCAUGAGAAUUGGGAACAACGACAACCAUAUGUCGCUUGCCCAAACGACGUCGGCUCUCGAGAGGCCCGGCAUAUGAGCUCAAGCAUCGGCUAGGAAUCGGAUCGAAGCGUUGGAAUCGCUGAAUGGCUCGGGCUAAUAGGGUAUUGGCGAUCCAGAUGCCACUUGGUGAGCUUGCGGCAGGGCACACACCCGAGCGCCGGUACAGUGAGGGAUAGUGCAUCGUCGAAGCAUUGGAAUUCCUCGAAUCGCGGGACACAAUAUCGGAAUUCGGUUCAUGUCAGCAUCGUGGGUACCUUAUGCUCUGCGCGAAAUUCACGUUAGAGCUGGUUUCUUGGAAGGUAAGGCACCUAGGUACUGGUAGGAAAAGGUGGUGGGUGAGAGAACUUUCAAUUUGGAGCAUUUGGCCCAC